Molecule: messenger RNA, 1379 nt
Organism: Helianthus annuus (common sunflower)
Lineage: Eukaryota; Viridiplantae; Streptophyta; Magnoliopsida; Asterales; Asteraceae
Product: peptidyl-prolyl cis-trans isomerase FKBP43-like
Exons: 8
Coding region: 266-1126 (286 amino acids)
Source: RefSeq, a predicted model, not a curated record
UCUCCUAUCAACAUAAAUGCGCAGUCCGACCCGACCCGACCAGUUCAUACCUGUUCGGGUAUUGAAGAAAAACACAGGCAAUGAAACCCAUCAAUCCGUACUCAUCUACUGUCACCUCUAUCUUUGAUUUGAUUGUUUAUCAACUUCCCAAGAGGGUUUCGAUAAUCAAUUUCUUUCCCGCCAAAAUACUCAUUUCAAAUUCACCCCCAAAACUAACUGAUUCCACCACAUUCAAACGUGUUCUGGCAACUGCUACUCAGAUUAGAUGGCCUUCUGGGGGGUUUAUUUGAAGCCCAAUGAACCUUACACACUACGGUAUGACUAUGACGCUGUUCCGAACAGACUUCGCAUUACUCAGGCUACACUUGGAGAUGCUACACGUAAUUCACCAGCGAGGAGUAUUGUAAGAUGUUCAGUAGGUGAUAAACCUGCAAUAGCUAUUUGUUCAUUGUCAAUAAAAGAGUUGACUUGUUGUCAACUAGAGCUUGAAUUUGAGGAAUCCCAUGAUGUUGUUUUCUCUGUCAUGGGCCCACGAGGAGUGUAUCUUGCUGGUUAUUUAGUCGCUUCUGCUCCCGCUGCUCAUCAGCUCUCAAUCGAUCAUAAGGGGAAGGAGGAAACAACCAUGGAGAUAGCUGGUUGUAGCGAUCAUGAUUUACGCAAGGAUGAACUUGAUUCUGAUAAAACAGGUCACAUUAAAGAAUCAAUCGAUGUUCAAAACACACGCAUUGAACGUUCUGAUAAAAACAUUGAAGGUGGGAAACGUCUGCUAAAAUGUUCUAGGGACAAAAACGUAGACGGAAACAUCAUAACUCUUAAGCAGAAAACAGGAAAGGAUGGCAAUGAAGGUUCUAGUAAUGAAGAUCAAGAUAAAACCAUUGCUGUGAAAACACAUUCAGUGUUUGGUAGACUUCUUGAAAAGAAAAGCAGACAUGCUACUGAAAGGAGGAAGAUGAAUCAGAAUAGGAAAAGGAAAAGGAAACAGAGUAGUUCAGAAGCAACAGCCAGCAAAUAUGUUGAUUUAUGGGGUUCUGGUGCUCAUGAAGGAAACCGUGAGAAUCUGAGGGAGAGGAAGAAGAAACGUAAGGCAAAGACUGUAGCAGGAAGAAAAGAAAAUUUGUGUUUGUGAAGAUGGUCGGGUUGUAAAUGGAUCAAUCAGAUUACAGACUCUGGUUCAGUAGAUUUUUGUUUAAGUGUCACAUUGCCUUUCAGUUGUUUUUGUGGUCAUGAGUAGAUUCAGUUCAUUUUUGCUCAAAUGUCUUGUAAUGACCAUAUCAAUGGUUAGAACUUAGAAUUGAGGGAGGGAAUUUUGGUCCAUAAUUUGAUAACUUGUUCUAGAAAAGUACUAUAAAAUAGAUGCUUUUGUAUGUUGAAUUAGAAAA